GAGUGGCGACCCUGAAGCGGAAGACAGGAGGGGCUGUUAUAUAACGUACACAUCGCAGGCUAGGCGACGCGAAGACGCACCGUCACCGUCAGUACUGUGAAACGCUAGGUCAGUGUUGUUCAGUUUAAGUUGUUCAAAGGACCAGACCCAGAGACCAUGGCUAGAGCUAGGUCCAAGUCGGAGGAGUCACAACCCCUCCUGUCAUCGGAUAUCAGCAGGACUAACAGUUAUGGAGGACCUCCUUUGAGGAAGAUUUCCCUCAACCCUCCGCAUGAAUUCGACUACUUCAUCAGAGCAAACACUGAAUCACUGGUAUCAGACCAGGAGGGCGCUCCUCCGAUUCUACCAGAUUCCAACAAGCAGAGUAGUCUUGUCACAAUAUUUGUACUAUGGAACACGAUGGUGGGGACCUCCCUGUUGACCAUGCCCUGGGGGCUAGAGAGAGCAGGGUUUGCCAUGGGAAUAUUGCUGGUGAUGGGGAUGGCAACAUUGUGCUGCUACACAGCACACUGCGUGGUGUCCACACAGGCUGCUUACGGGCCGCCAGGAGGAGAGAUAUCCGAGCUGACUCGCCAUCUGUUGGGUCGUAAGGCUGAAAUUCUUUCCAAGAUAUUCUCCUACAUUGUGUUGGCUGGAGCUCUCAUAGUCUACUGGAUCCUAAUGACUAACUUCCUCUACUUCAUCGUUGACUUCAUUUACACUGAAAUUAGUGGAGGUUUUGACCAAUCUACCAUCAACGGCACAGUGAGAUGCUUCCCUGAGGCCGUUGCUACUAACGUUACUAUAAGCAGCGAGCAAACAACAUUCCAGAAGUGGUGGAGCCUCAACUUAUCAGUACCAAUAUACCUUGCGUUGCUGGUCGGUCCACUGCUGAGCUUCAAAUCCGUCACGUUCUUCACAAAGUUCAACUCAUUAGGAACACUGUCCCUCAUGUAUCUCAUGGUGUUUGUGAUGGUGAAGGCCUUUAACUCCGGAUGGAACCUCAAUCUGUCAGACCCCUCAAGUCCGAACUACGCCAAACUUUUCAAGACCUCCUUCUUUGCCACAUCAGGGAUGCUGGCCAUGUCAUAUUUUUUGCAAAAUAUCGUCAUAACCAUAAUGAGAAGUAAUAGGAACCAGAAAAACAAUACCAGAGAUCUAGCGAUAGCGUACAGUCUUGGUAUGGGGACAUACCUCGUCAUUGGAAUAUUGUUUUACGCUUCAUUCCCUCUUCGUAAAUCAUGCAUUGCAGAUAACCUGCUAAACAACUUCGCCAGCUGGGACGUCGGCACUUUGGUCGCUCGUGUGUUCCUGUUCUUUCAGCUGGUCACUGUGUAUCCUCUAAUCAGCUUCAUGUUGCGCUACCAAGUCAUGACUGCAUUCUUCGCCAAGCCCUUCCCCAGCAGACUGCAUGUCAUAGCGUUCAACGCAGUCGUUGUCAUUGUUUGUGUUCUUUUUGCGGUGUUUCUACCAAAGAUCGGAACUAUCAUCAGAUUCACAGGAGCACUAAGUGGGUUCUUCCAUGUUUUUACGUUGCCGUGCCUGUUGCGGCUGGCUGGACAGAAGCAGGCUGGCAAACUAUCUUGUUUCUCCCUCUUCCUGAACCUCGCCAUCCCACUGGCGGGAGGCAUCAACCUUAUCGCUCAGUUCUUUGUAUCUGACAGCUGAAAAUUGUGCGUUUUCUUGCUUGUAUUAUAUUAAAAUUGUAUAUAAGUUACAUAUGUACGGUUGAGGUACAUUGACAAAAAAGCGAGUUAAAUUUUGUCACUAAAUAUGUGUCAGUUUAGAAUGUUGAAGCUAAUGUAACAUAAAAGUUAACUGUGACUACUUAUAUGUAAAGUGGAAUUUAAAAUAAAACUUUGUAUGAUUUAUUAGACAAAUAGAACUUUUUAGAGUAUGCCCGUUAAAAGGCAAGAAUUAGAAUAGCUGAAAAAUAUUUACUAAUUUGUAUUAAAGUAAUAUAAAGUUUUGAUAAUGUAAUCGUUAUUGAUGAAAUCAUGUGCAAAUAUUUUAACUGAACUUUUAUGAACAUAACCUAGAUAGUAAAACUUUGAGCAAAACCUCCCAUUGACAAGGAGGCAGCCUUACUUGUUAAAUGGUGGUGAAAUCAUGACAUAAAUGUGUUAUUUCAUUUUCAAGAGCAGUUAGCCUCCGGAUUACGUUUGAAUAUUUAUAAUGGUUUAAAUACCUGCAUUCAGUAAUCCAAAAUGUU
Molecule: messenger RNA, 2191 nt
Organism: Macrosteles quadrilineatus (aster leafhopper)
Lineage: Eukaryota; Metazoa; Arthropoda; Insecta; Hemiptera; Cicadellidae
Product: sodium-coupled neutral amino acid transporter 9 homolog
Exons: 11
Coding region: 157-1647 (496 amino acids)
Biological process (GO): amino acid transmembrane transport
Molecular function (GO): amino acid transmembrane transporter activity
Source: RefSeq, a predicted model, not a curated record